AUGCAUCCCAGUGUGUUUCAUCCUCGGCAUGCCUUAAUACGGUCAUUAGGCGCCAAUUGCCUGCAUCGUCGAGCCACCGCUUUCCCGGCGCUCUCAAGGAGAUGGAAUAGCUCAAAUCACCAACCAGCACAGGAGCCCAUCAUCUUUUCUGGGAUCCAGCCUACUGGUGUGCCACACCUGGGAAACUACCUCGGUGCCCUGCAGCCCUGGGUAAAGCUGCAAGAAGAGGCCAAAGAAGGCACCAAACUUUUGUUUUCUAUCGUUGAUCUCCAUGCCUUGACGGUGCCGCAAGAAGCUGCCCAAUUGAGAAAAUGGAGAAGGGAAGCCUUUGCAACCUUGCUUGCAGUGGGAUUGGACCCCAAGCGUUGUACAAUCUUCUAUCAAUCCAGCGUACCGGCACAUACUGAGUUGAUGUGGAUUCUCAGUACUGUGGCUUCUAUGGGAUAUCUGUCACGAAUGACUCAAUGGAAGAGCAAACUCCAGCUGCCCGACGAUGCUACGUUGGAUGAUUCGACCGCACGAGCACAGUUACGUCUCGGCCUCUUCUCUUACCCAGUACUUCAAGCUGCCGAUAUUCUGAUCCAUCGGGCCACCCAUGUUCCCGUUGGAGAGGACCAGCGGCAGCACCUAGAGUUCUCUCGAUACACUGCCAACAGCUUCAACCACCUUUACGGUCCCAUUUUCCCUAUCCCCGAGGCAUUGAUUUCUCCGGCCAAGCGCGUCAUGUCCCUCAAAGAACCGACAGCCAAGAUGUCUAAAUCACACGCGGACGAGAAAUCCCGCAUCAUCCUCACCGACACUCCCGCUGAGAUUCGCAAGAAGGUCAAGGUUGCCCUCACCGAUUCGGAAGCGGGGGUCACCUACGACCCUGCACGCCGACCCGGCGUGUCUAAUCUGAUAGAGAUCCUUGGCCACCUGGAGGGAAUCUCGUGCGAGGAGAUUGCCCGGGAAUACCACAGCGCCAGUCUCCGGGCAUUGAAAGAGCAUGUGGCGGAGCGGCUUGUGUUCCACCUCUCGGAGAUCCGAGAACGGUACAAUGGUCUGAUGGCCGACCAGACUGGCUACUUGGAGAGUGUGGCUGAGGAGGGGGCUGAGGCCGCCCGCGCCAACAGUCAAGUGACGAUGCGGCAGAUUCGGCAGGCGAUGGGUUUGUAA
Penicillium brevicompactum is the source of this 1155-nucleotide messenger RNA. Its product is annotated as tryptophan--tRNA ligase MSW1. Gene Ontology annotation, cellular component: mitochondrial matrix; mitochondrion. The record is from RefSeq and is a predicted model, not a curated record. Gene Ontology annotation, biological process: mitochondrial tryptophanyl-tRNA aminoacylation. The transcript has 5 exons. Gene Ontology annotation, molecular function: tryptophan-tRNA ligase activity; ATP binding. Bases 1 to 1155 code for a protein of 384 amino acids. Lineage: Eukaryota; Fungi; Ascomycota; Eurotiomycetes; Eurotiales; Aspergillaceae.